AUGGAGCCUUCAUCGAGUGCCCUUUCGUCCACAGCGAAUUUAGUUAAAACAAUAGUCGGCGCUGGUACAUUAGCCAUUCCGUACAGUUUUAAAAGUGACGGGGUACUAGUAGGCGUUCUCUUGACAUUAUUAGCUGCGGUGACAUCCGGACUGGGUCUCUUCGUGCUUUCCAAAUGUUCCAAGACUUUAAUCAACCCAAGAAACUCUUCUUUCUUUACCUUAUGCAUGCUCACUUAUCCCACUUUAGCCCCCAUAUUUGACCUGGCUAUGAUCGUUCAAUGUUUUGGUGUUGGGUUGAGUUAUUUGGUCCUUAUCGGCGAUCUCUUUCCGGGACUAUUUGGCGGAGAGAGAAACUAUUGGGUAAUUGCAUCUACUGCGAUCAUUAUACCUUUGUGUUUAGUGAAAAAACUAGAUCAAUUGAAAUAUUCAAGUAUACUGGGUCUUUUUGCAUUAGCCUACAUAUCAAUUUUAGUCUUUAGUCAUUUUGUGUUUGAGCUGGCGAAGGGUGAGCUAACCGAAGUAUUAAAAAACGACGUAUCCUGGUGGAAAAUCCACGAUUUCAAGGGUUUAUUAUCAACUUUUAGCAUCAUAAUUUUCGCUUAUACGGGCUCAAUGAACCUAUUCCCCAUGAUAAAUGAACUAAAGGACAACAGCAUGGGAAAUAUUACUUUAGUUAUCAAUAACUCGAUAUCUCUGUCAACAGCACUAUUUCUGAUUGUCGGCUUAUCAGGAUAUCUAACCUUUGGCAACAGUACCCUGGGCAAUUUAAUAUUAAAUUACGAUCCUAACUCAGUUUGGAUAAUAAUUGGUAAAUUUUGCCUAGGAUCAAUGCUAAUCCUGUCGUUCCCUCUUCUAUUUCAGCCCUUACGUGUAGCCGUCAAUAAUGUUAUAAUCUGGAUCGAGAUAACUUUUGGUAACGCCGAUCCGGAAGAGGACCCACAAGUUUCCGAAUACACGCGAGCUUCUGAUUUAAGACCGAUUAGUAUGACCGUCGAAGAUCCCACCCAGUCUAAUAAUGCGCUGGAGGCAGCGUCAUAUGAUGCACAAGACCGUUUACUACCCAACGGAACCUUCGGAAAUGGCUCAAUUGAGAGUCAAGAUAACAGUAAUAAUGAAAGAGGCACCAUGGCAGUCCCCACGGAUAAUGAACAUCAUGCACCCUUUGUUAGGUCUAGAUUUUACUUGAUUACUGCAUUACUUUUGAUAAGUAUGUACACGUUGGCAUUAUCCGUCGAGUCAUUUGCAUUGGUCCUUUCCUUAGUGGGAGCCACAGGUUCAACAUCAAUCUCAUUCACCAUACCUGGCUUAUUAGGGUAUAAGCUAAUUGGUUCUGACUCUUUAGCCGUUGGGAAAAUGAUCCCACCAAGAGAUAGGUUUUAUAAAAGGUGUAGCUUGUUUUUGAUAUUUUACGGGUUAUCCGUGAUGUUUCUAUCCCUGUACAUCACUUUAUUUAAUAAUUCAGAUGAAGCCUAA
This is a messenger RNA of Saccharomyces kudriavzevii IFO 1802, 1473 nucleotides long. RefSeq names its product Avt7p (gene AVT7). Gene Ontology annotation, molecular function: L-lysine transmembrane transporter activity; L-histidine transmembrane transporter activity; L-arginine transmembrane transporter activity. NCBI's taxonomy places the organism in Eukaryota, Fungi, Ascomycota, Saccharomycetes, Saccharomycetales, Saccharomycetaceae. Bases 1 to 1473 code for a protein of 490 amino acids. Gene Ontology annotation, biological process: amino acid transmembrane transport. Gene Ontology annotation, cellular component: fungal-type vacuole membrane. The record is from RefSeq and is a predicted model, not a curated record. The transcript has a single exon.